This is a messenger RNA of Penicillium alfredii, 1647 nucleotides long. RefSeq names its product sugar porter family MFS transporter. The transcript is spliced from 4 exons. Gene Ontology annotation, biological process: transmembrane transport; carbohydrate transport. The coding region runs from base 1 to 1647 and encodes 548 amino acids. The record is from RefSeq and is a predicted model, not a curated record. NCBI's taxonomy places the organism in Eukaryota, Fungi, Ascomycota, Eurotiomycetes, Eurotiales, Aspergillaceae. Gene Ontology annotation, cellular component: membrane. Gene Ontology annotation, molecular function: carbohydrate:proton symporter activity.
AUGUCGAUUCUUCAGCUGGUCGAGGACCGGCCAACGCCCAAGGAGGUGUACAACUGGAGAGUGUACCUCCUGGCAGCCGUCGCGUCGUGCACUUCCUGUAUGAUUGGUUAUGACAGCGCCUUCAUUGGCACCACGCUGGCCCUGGACUCGUUCAAAGCCGAGUUCAACUUCGCCGCGAUGACGGCUCCCGAGAAGGACCUGCUGAGCGCCAACAUCGUUUCUUGCUACCAGGCUGGUGCCUUCUUCGGGGCCUUCUUCGCGUACCCCAUUGGUCAUUUCUGGGGACGCAAGGUGGGUCUGAUGGCUGCUGCGUUGAUUUUUACUCUCGGUGCUGGUCUCAUGCUAGGCGCGAAUGCGUCGCGUGGUCUGGGUAUCCUCUACGCUGGCCGUGUCCUGGCUGGGUUGGGCGUGGGUGCCGGUUCAAAUAUCACCCCGAUCUACAUUUCUGAACUGUCUCCCCCGGCUAUUCGAGGUAGACUUGUGGGUGUGUAUGAACUGGGAUGGCAGAUUGGCGGAUUGGUGGGAUUCUGGAUUAACUAUGGUGUCGACGUGACCAUGGCCCCGAGCCACAAGCAGUGGUUGAUUCCCUUUGCCAUCCAGUUGAUUCCCGCUGGCCUCCUGCUCAUUGGCGGAGUUUUCAUUCGGGAAUCGCCUCGUUGGCUGUUCCUGCGGGGCCGACGCGAGGAGGCCAUCAAGAAUCUUUCUUGGAUGCGCCAGCUGCCCGAAGAUCAUAUUUAUCUCAUCGAAGAGAUCGGGGCUAUUGACCAAGCCCUGGAAGAACAGCGCUCGACCAUUGGAAUCGGGUUUUGGAAGCCUUUCAAAGCUGCCGGAACGAACAAGAGAGUCAUGUGGCGUUUGUUCCUGGGUAGUAUGCUGUUCUUCUGGCAGAAUGGCUCUGGUAUCAACGCGAUCAACUACUACUCGCCGACGGUAUUCAAGUCGAUUGGCGUUAAAGGCACUAACACCAGCCUGUUCACCACGGGUUUGUUCGGGGUGGUCAAGACGGUUGUGACUUUCAUUUGGCUUCUGUGGUUGAUCGACCGCGUCGGACGACGGCUCUUGCUGCUGGUCGGUGCAGCUGGCGGUUCCGUGUGCCUGUGGAUUGUCGGCGCAUAUAUCAAAAUCGCUCAGCCCGAGAAGACUGAUAAGGCCGAGAUGAACGGCGGUGGCAUUGCCGCCAUGUUCUUCUUUUAUCUGUGGACCGUCUUCUAUACCCCGACCUGGAACGGUACUCCAUGGGUUCUCAACUCGGAAAUGUUCGACCCGAACAUGCGUUCUUUGGCGCAAGCCUGUGCGGCGGCUUCCAACUGGCUAUGGAACUUCCUGAUCUCGCGGUUCACGCCGCAGAUGUUCACUGCCAUGGGAUACGGCGUGUACUUCUUCUUCGCCUCGCUCAUGAUCCUCUCCAUCAUCUUUGUCUUUGUCUUCAUUCCCGAAACCAAGGGUGUGCCGCUUGAGAGUAUGGACCAGCUGUUCGAUGUUAAACCGGUCUGGCAUGCCCAUGACAAGAUCGUCUCUCAGCUGCGCGAAGAGGAAGAACAGUUCCGUCACAACAUCGAGGAAUCCGGUAUUGCGGCCAAUAAGAUCGGUGCGCAGGAGACUCAGGUGGAGAACACGGCGGACGAGCAGAACGUGAAGUAUGCAUGA